Molecule: messenger RNA, 134 nt
Organism: Racocetra persica
Lineage: Eukaryota; Fungi; Glomeromycota; Glomeromycetes; Diversisporales; Gigasporaceae
Source: the annotation of a GenBank genome assembly
GUUACAUAUUACACCAAAGAUGUUUGAAAAAAUACUUGUUGAAAAAGUUUAUUGUUCUAACUGUGCUAUGCUAGAGGUAGCAAUUGAGUCUAUCCUGAAAUCCAAAUUUGGUACUUAUGGUAGAUCACCCCCAG